ACACAACACACACACACACACACACAACAGGCAAUGUACGUAAUCUAGUGCAGCGACAGGCAACGGGUGCGCGGUAGAAUGUGGUAGAAUGGCGACAUUGGGCAUGGUUGACGACCCAACAGUGUGUGUGACGCUCAGUAGCUAAAGUUGUCAUUAUUUUUCUUCUUUGCAAUGCUUUGUUUAUUGGUACAAUAUCUCAGUGGAAUUAAUCACGUUUUUUAGUUAUUUUAUUAUUGAUAUUUUUGAGAAGAAAAUGAGUGAGCGAAAAUUUACGCGCGCCCUUGGCAAACCCGGCAUGGCUGCACAACUUCGAGAGACUGUAUCCCAGGUUGUGCGCGAAAGUACAGUCCAGAAUAAGCCACGCCUAGUGGAUCCGGUAGACUUUGAGAAUUUUGUUUUGAAAAACAGAACUCUUUUACAAAACGAUCCACAGCGGGAAUUACUUCUAUAUCCACCGGAUGAUGUUUCUCAAGUUGUAUUACCAAGAAAAUGCAGAACAGUUGAGCUAACCGCUGAAAAUAUAUUGGCUGAGAUUGAUGGUACUGAGAGCCUAUUGACUAGAGAAUGCCUCAAGAGUUAUGCAUCAAAUUGGAAUAUGGUACAUUACAAAUAUGCUGCAUACAGUGGUACAUACAUGGAAUUACCAAAAUUAUCUUCUAAGCUGGAUGAGCUAAAAGAUGAAAUUUAUGAGAUUGAUACAGAUGUUGAUCAAAUUGAUGAAGACAUGAUAAAGAAUAAAAAUGAUGGCAUAACCAAAGAAGGCUAUCUAAUGAAGGGACCCGAAAUUGGAUUGGAAAAAACUGACCGAAUGUUCGCCCAUAUUGGUUCAAAAUCAUUUAAAAGACGCUUCUGUAAUUUACAUCAAGAAGUUGAUGGAACAUACAUUUUGGAACUGUUUAAAGAUGAAAAAAAAAGUGAGGCCAAAUUAACAAUUGUCAUGGAUUUUUGUACAGAAGUAGUGAAAAAUUCAAAACGUGGAAGAUACUGUUUCGAAUUAAGAAUGAGUGGAACGGAAAAGUCGUAUACAUUUGGUGCUGAUAGUGAAUCUGAAAUGCAAGAUUGGUUGUUAAAAUUGAAUUUAGUAUUGCAACAUUAUAAACAACAAGAUUAUAAUGACAAACAUAUAUCAUCGUUAGAGCCUCCUGGACAUGUAACGCCACCCUUGAAUCCUCUACCUCCUUCAUCCUCUCAGUCUGUUAGUCCCAUUUAUUAUGGUACUCUCAAGGGAUUAGAUCAAAGUAUGAAUCCACAGUUGAUAAAGUAUUCCCGAGAAACUGAUACGAGUAUUCUUCUUGCAAGGAGAGAGAAUAGAAAACGAUUAUUCAAUCUUUAUAAUAGCCAUCAUAACUAUCAUUUCGGUGGAAAGAAUCCAUCACCAAUAUUCACAUUAUCAACAAUAUUGGGUGAGAAUAAUAAUAAAAAUAUAAAUCCGUACGAGGAACACUUUGGCCAAAGGAUAUUCAUCAAAUGUGAAGCAUUAAAAUUCCGCUUACAAGCACCCAUUGAUGAUAAUGAAACUCUAUGUCAAGUUGAACCAUAUCAAACUAGUCUAUGCCUGUUUGAUGCACGACAAGGCCGUAAAUUAUCGGAAAAUUUUUAUUUUGAUGUCAACAAUGAUAUUGCUCGCAAUAUGAUGGCUGAAUUAACUCCAAUUAUUAUGGCUAAUGAUAAAAAAGCAACAACAACAACAACAACAGACGAUUACAUUGAAUUGAAAGAGAAAUAUAAAAUUAAUGUCAAUGACAAAUGGUUGAAAUAUGUGAACCAAGCGAUUUUUAGUAUUAGCAAUCCUCAUCCAGACAUAUUUCUCGUUGUAAGAAUUGAAAAAGUACUUCAAGGAAAUAUAUAUCAAACAGCUGAGCCAUACAUAAAAGCAACCAAGGAUCCCCGUUUGGGACUAAAAGUUCACAAAAAUGUGAAAGCAUGCUAUCACAGACUUGGCAAUUAUCGAAUGCCUUUUGCCUGGUCUGCAAGACCACUUUUUCGAUUAUAUAGCAAUGAACUCGAUACAUCAUCUGAUUUUCCAGCAAUUUAUCGACAAGAGAUAAAUAGAAUGCGCGAUGAUGAUAUUAUUAAAUUACUCUCCGAGUAUAGAAAACCGGAAAAAUUGAGUAAAUUAACUGUGAUACCUGGUUGGCUUAAACUUCAUGUCGAAACUAUUAAUGAUAUUCCAGAAAAUACAUUGACAACCUCAUUGGAACCUAUUCAACCCUUUCCAAUACCACCAACUACAUCACCAACUCUUGAAAUAUUGGAAUUCGAGAGCCCAUCAGAGAGAGAUGUUCUUCAUCCAUACACAACUUAUAGAAAUAAUUUAUACGUUUAUCCACAGAGCUUAAAUUUUGAUACGCAAAAAUUUUUCAAUCGGGCUAGAAAUAUAUCAUGCAUUGUAGAGCUCAGGGAUAAUGACGAGGUUGACGAUGAGAGGGAAGGAAAAGAAGCAUUGAAAUGCAUUUAUGAUAAAUCCAAUUCAAUAAUCUUAUCAAAUAGAGGAAGCUGUCCAGUUUUACAUCAUAGUGUAACGCCUUCUUGGUAUGAAGAAAUAAAAAUCAAAUUACCCAACAAACUUCAUGCUAAGCAUCAUCUUCUCUUUUCAUUUUAUCACAUAAGUUGUGAUAUGAAUAAGAAAAAGGAAAAUUGUGUUGAAAAUUGCGUUGGCUAUUCGUGGAUAAAUUUAUUGAAUAAAGGCAAACUUGUUGUAGAUAUGGAGAUUAAUUUACAUUCAUUGCCAGUUGCAACACAUUUACCAUCAGGAUAUCUUUCGAUUGAACCAUUAGGUCUUGGUCAGGGUAAUUCUGGUCCUGAUGUCACUUGGAUUGAUGCCCAGAGGCCAAUUUUCACAGUCUCAUUUCAUCUUACAUCCACUAUAUUUACGAGGGAUUUACAUUUGCAUAAUUUAUUUGUCCAUGCUGAGAAAAUUAUCGAUAGAAAAGUAUCAUCGACAGUAAUGCCAUCCGAUACAGAGACUUGUAAAAUAUUAAAGGCAGCACAUGCCAUACAACUUGUCACUGCAAUUACAUUCUUACCAACAAUACUCAAUCAAUUAUUUGCAUUAUUAAUUUCUGAUCCAGCAGAAGAAGUUUGUCUAUGUAUCAUUAGACUUUUGAUCCAUAUUAUAAAUUCACUGCACGAGGCUGAAAGGAGAGAUGUACUUCAAGCCUAUGUGAAAUUUGUAUUUGUAGCUCUAUCGUCCAAUGGCACUAUUAAUUCUCCAACUACAGUACACCAACAACUUGCUAAAUAUCUUCCAACUCUUCUUCAACCGAGCAAUACUGAUUUUCUCAUUGUUAAUAAGUUUAUGCAUCAUUCAAAUUUCUUUUUUGAAAUUAUGGUGAAAAGUAUGGCACAACACAUGCUGACAACUGGAAGAAUAAAAAUGCAUCGCAAUGAACGCUUUCCACAUGAUUAUUAUAAAGCAAUUAAAAAAUUAUUGGAAGUAAUUAUGCCUUAUUUGAUGAUUAAGUACAAAGAAAUGCCAACGGAGACACAUGAAUUGAAUAAAAGUCUUGCACAAUUUUUCAAGAAAUGCCUUACUUUUAUGGAUAGAGGCUUUGUGUUUACUCUCAUUAAUCAAUACAUGAGCCAUUUUACACCCGGCGAUUCGAGAACACUCCAAGAUUAUAAAUUUAUUUUCCUACAAAUAAUAUGCUCACAUGAGCACUAUAUCUCGUUGAAUUUACCAAUGAUGCAGACUCGGGUAACGACUAAAGAAUUGGAGAGUGAUGAUUUAUUAUUGGAAUACUGCUUGUCUCAAGAGUUUUGUAAGCAUCAUUUCCUUGUUGGUUUACUGCUUCAAGAAGUGAAAUCUUCGCUCAACGAAAUUGUACAGAUAAGAAAAAUGGCUAUAACCACACUUGCAGAUUUAUUGGCAAAACAUGAAUUAGACGAUAGAUAUGAGAAUAAAGGCCAAAUGAGUCGGAUAGCAGCCAUUUAUAUACCUUGGUUGGGAAUAGUGUUGGAAAAUUUACACAGACUUGAAACAGUAUAUGAGACUGAUGAUAAAUAUAAUAAUAAAAUUGAAUUACUGGAUAAUAAUAGAACGACGAAUGAAAUAACUACUUCCUCAAAUCGUAUGCCAAUGAGCAAUUCGUUUUUCAAUAAUACUAAUAAUAAUAAUAAUAAUAAUAAUAGUAAUAACAAAGAUAAAGAUAGAGAUAGAGAUAAGGAGCAAAUAAUAGGUAAUAUAAAUAAUGAAACACCAAAAUCCAUGCACAGAUUGACACUCCAUUUGGAUACACCAUCUCCAAAACGAGCAUCAAUACAUUUGCGUGAUUCCACGUAUUUUGCUGCCAUUGCUGGACAAAAUUUGGCCAAUGGAUUUUCGUGCACCAGCAUAGAGUCUAAUGCAUCAACUUUAUCGAGUGCUUCACAUUCUCAUGUAUCACAAGAAACAACAAUAGCGUGCUGUGAUUCAGCCCCUGAAAAUGAUACGAUAAUCAAUGAUCAUCGUAAUGUUGGACAUUUAAGAUCAUUGAGCGUAACUCAAACAUCACCCAGAUGUGACAAACUCCAAUCAUCGGAAAUGAAAGAUUUACUAAUUUGUUUUCUAUUUGUUAUGAAAUAUCUUGGAGAUCAUCAGAUAAUUGCUUGGUGGCAACAGUGCUCUGAUAAUGAAAUUCAAAGUUUUUUCACUGUUAUUGAAAUGAGUUUGCAUCAUUUCAAGUAUGAUGGAAAAAGGCAAAUAAUAUCGAAAAUAAAUGCAAACACAAAUGUUAAAACAGCCAAAACAGUAAAAGCCAUGACACUGCCAGCUAGAAUAGUACCGCCAAAUUUUUCAUCAGACAAUUCAGCAACUGGAACACUUCAGCCUCACAAUAUUCCAUCAUCAACAAGAGAAAAUUUAAUUGAUGGGGAAGAAGAGAAUGGAAAAUUUCAGACGGCUCUAGUUGAGGCGAAUAUAUCAACUGAAGUUGGACUCAUUGUUCUUGACUGCCUUGGAUUAUUUUGCAUUCAUUUUAAAGAAGUACUACUUGUUAAUGAUGGUGAUAAUAGUAUAAUGGAAAAAUUAUUUUUUAUCUAUUUGAAAUUUUUAGAAAUAGGCCAAUCAGAGAGUCUCUAUCGUCAUGUAUUUGCAAGUUUUCGUGCAUAUCUUAAUAAUUAUUCAAUUGUAUUGUUCAAUGGGAGUGCAGUAUUAUGUGGGCUUCUCUGUCAUAAUUUAUUGAGAUGUUGCAAUAGUAAACUCAGUUCAAUUAGACAAGAAUCAUGUGCAUUACUAUAUUUACUAAUGAGGAGUAAUUUUGAAUAUACUAAUAGAAAGGGUUUAACAAGAGUACAUCUUCAAGUAAUAAUAUCAGUAUCGCAAAUGCUCGGUAGUGUUAUUGGUCUUAAUAAUUCAAGAUUCCAAGAGUCAUUAUCUUUGAUAAAUAGUUAUGCCUCAUCAGACAAAGCUAUGAAAGGAACAGGUUUUCCAUUUGAAGUUAAGGAUUUAAUUAAAAGAAUUCGUACUGUAUUGAUGGCGACAGCGCAAAUGCGAGAACACAAUGAUAAUCCCGAAAUGUUGGUUGAUUUACAACACAGUUUGGCUAAUUCUUAUGCAAGUACACCUGAGCUAAGACAUACAUGGCUUGAAACAAUGGCAAGAAAUCACUCGAAAAAUGGUGAUUAUUCAGAAGCUGCUUGCUGUCAAUUGCAUAUUGCGGCACUUAUGGCUGAAUAUUUGAAAUUGAAAAAAAUUCAUGAUUGGGGUAGUGAAGCAUUUGAUAAAAUAUCAAUAAAUAUUAGUAAAGAUGAGAGAGGAUUAAAACUCGAUGCUGGAGUACAAGAUGUUCAUUAUAAUAGUAUAAUUCUUUUGGAGCAAUUGGAAAAAUGUGCUGAAAUGUUGGAGAAAGCCGAGCGUUUUGAAUUACUGGGGCCACUUUAUCGACUUAUUAUUCCUAUUCUUGAGAAUAAACGUGAUUACAAUGCCCUGGCAACGUGUUAUUCUCAUUUGUCUCAAGCUUGCAAUAAAAUUGUUGAAGUUACAAGAACUGGUAAAAGAUUACUUGGGCGUUUUUACAGAGUUGCAUUUUUUGGUUCUGCUUACUUUGAGGAAGAAAAUUCCCAAGAAUAUAUUUAUAAAGAGCCUAAAGUAACGUCACUCUCUGAAAUGUCUGAACGUCUCAAUCGUUUGUAUGCUGAUAAAUUUGGCCCAGAGAAUGUGAAAAUGAUUAUGGAUUCAGCGCCAAUUGAUAAAACUUUACUCGAUACUAAAGUAGCAUAUAUACAAGUGACUCAUGUCACUCCUUACUUUGAAAAUAAAGAGCUUGAAACAAGAGUCACUGAAUUUCAACAUAAUCAUGAUGUUUCAAGUUUUAUGUUUGAGACACCAUUUACUAAAGAAGGAAAGCCCCAUGGUAAUCCGGAGGAUCAAUGGAAAAGAAGAACUAUUUUAUUCACACCAUAUGCAUUCCCUUAUAUUAAGAAACGUAUAUGUAUUAUAGAUAAGAAAAUCAUUGAAUUAACGCCCAUUGAAGUAGCAUUGGAUGAAAUGAGACAGAGAGUUCAAGAGCUCCAAGAUGUCACUCUGAUUUUACCGACUGAUAUUAAAAAAUUACAACUGCGCCUUCAAGGUAGUGUAUGUGUUACAGUUAAUGCUGGGCCACUUGCUUAUGCUUCAGCAUUUCUCGAUCCUGCCUUAUCUCCACAAUAUCCUGACGAUAAAGUUGAACAACUCAGAGAUGUUUUCCGAGAUUUCAUUAAAAUAUGUUAUACAGCAUUGCAGAUAAAUAGUAAAUUAAUUACAACUGAUCAACAAGAGUAUCAACGAGUUUUAAGAGAUAAUUAUUACAAGCUUUGUGAAAACAUGUCGCCAUUACUUGGUGAAUCUAUAUGGCCUGGUGAUUUGCUUGACAGUUUCAAGAGAAAUAGUUCAGCUUUAUUUAGUGCUAUAAGUGGAUCCAAUAAUAAUCCACCAAAGGGUAUUAUUAUCUCAAAAAAUUAAUUUUUUCAAUUUUAUUGGUUUUUCUUUUUUUUUCUUUAAUAAAUACUAUUAGCUCUCAUGCAUCAAUUGACAAAUUUCAUAUACUUUUGUUAAAAAUGUAAAUAGAAAUUUCAUUACAUUACAACUAAUGAAUCCUUUUGAAACUGAUUCUUUCGGCAUUAUAAUUGUUGUUAACAAACAACGAUAAUAUUUUAUAAUUUUAUACAUUUUUUUGUUUGUAUGAAUCGUAUACGCACAUGAACUAUUUAUAGUUGCGACCGGACGUAAAUUGUUAAUGUAUAUAUAAUAAUAAUAAUAAUAAUAGUAAUAAUAAUACCACUAGAUAUGAAAUUUUUCUGGAGAAACGAAAAUACAUAUACCACUUAUUUAUUAAAUUUUUUCACAAGAAAAAAAAAAACUUCAGAUAGAAUUUUUUUCACAUGUCCGCGCAUAGCAUAAAUUUUAUCAUUGUCCAUGCUUUUGAUUGUUAAAAAACAAUGUCAAUAGAUGUACUUUACAUUUUAUUUAUCGACUAGCCAUUUACCUUGCAUACCCACAAUUCAAUAAUAAGGUAUACCUAUAUAACAAUGGUAAACUAAUGAUACGUCCAAUGAUUUACUACUGCUGGAGAAGGAGAAAGAGAGAGAGAGGUGAAAAUUUGUCAAGUCCUUUGAUUGCUACAUAUGUGUAUUCUCUCUGUAAUAUUAUAUAUAAAAAGUGUUGUAUUUAUAUCAA
Molecule: messenger RNA, 7633 nt
Organism: Diachasma alloeum
Lineage: Eukaryota; Metazoa; Arthropoda; Insecta; Hymenoptera; Braconidae
Gene: Ziz
Product: dedicator of cytokinesis protein 11
Exons: 6
Coding region: 254-6919 (2221 amino acids)
Biological process (GO): small GTPase-mediated signal transduction; positive regulation of GTPase activity
Molecular function (GO): guanyl-nucleotide exchange factor activity
Source: RefSeq, a predicted model, not a curated record